GGAAUGGUCGUUGAUCCAAUGACCUCGGCUGAAAGAAUGGUGCAGAUUGUGGUCCAGGAUACCUUUGAUCAGGGUGCUCGGUUUGACUACUACGACGUAGCACAGACGUAG
Messenger RNA from Sphaeroforma arctica JP610, 111 nucleotides. RefSeq lists its product as hypothetical. The annotation marks the transcript as partial. The transcript has a single exon. NCBI's taxonomy places the organism in Eukaryota, Ichthyosporea, Ichthyophonida. The record is from RefSeq and is a predicted model, not a curated record.